Molecule: messenger RNA, 3450 nt
Organism: Colletes gigas
Lineage: Eukaryota; Metazoa; Arthropoda; Insecta; Hymenoptera; Colletidae
Exons: 4
Coding region: 150-2990 (946 amino acids)
Source: RefSeq, a predicted model, not a curated record
CUGUUCGCGACGCGCGUAUCAUGCGGAUUUGAACUGGACUCAUCAUUUUUUUUUUUUACGUUUCUCGUUGGAACGGAUCGGAAGUUCCUCGUCGCUGGGAACUGAAACUAUCGGGCAAUUGGAUCGACGAGCAUCGAAGACACGCAAAAAUGGACGAAUUUAAGGCGACGAUCUUCUUGGUACUGUUGAGUUUAGCCGUGGCUAACGCCGACACCGCGGAGCUACCAAAGCCAAGCUAUGCUAGAACGAUGCUAAAAGUAUCUCGAAGCCUUCCGGGCGAGACCGAAGAGCUCAAAGUGCGGACCAGCGAAGGGAAUUUGGCUACUCUGAUCGUCAAGAGGCGAGACAAGACCUUGCUCGGGGAGUCCAAGAUCAGCGAAUCCUCGAACGCUCCACCGGUGACCCAGGAAAACAGACUCGAAGAAACGAACAACGAAAACCCUACGCCGUCAACCGUAAGCGAACCGGAAACGAUCAAGUACGAGGCGAAGAGCAAGGAAGAGGUCAGAAAGCUGGAGGAUGCUCAGAUAGAACGACUCAGGGCCAAGCUCUCGGACUCUGCCGAUCAGAAGAGUUCUUCGGGGGCGGAAAACGCUUCCACGAGCGUGAAGUUGGUGGUUUCCGGAAAGGAGCAGGCUGCCAGCGAGAAAAACAUCGAUUACGGAAACUGGACGCCUUUGGGAACCGACGGGCGAGCGGUACUGUUGCAGGAGUCGAGCACCGAGGAGUAUCAGAGCUGGAAACCGCUUCAAGGCGAUUCGAAGACAACCACGGAGGAGAGGACGAAUUACGCUAGAUUCGACCCCACGUUUCCUACCACUGGACUUCUCUUGCUGCGACAUUUCCAAGAUCGAUCGCAGAGGAACGUGCAGAUGAGCGACCGGUCGGACGAAAAGACUCGUUACGCCUUUCUGCCGCACCAGACUCGGUCCACGAGGACCAACAUCGGUGCAAACGCGUCGAAGAACAGAGACGCGAAGAACGUACCGCCUGAAGUGAUCAUCAGGUCGGAAAUAAACGUCAAGUCGGGUCCGAAGAGGUCGCCGAUGACGCUCGACAAGGAUGGCACGCCGGUGAUUCACGGGAAGAGAGUUCCCGACGAGCCUAUCGACAAAAUCCAAACGUGGCGCAACGCGAGGGUGAUCAAUAACAAAUUGAUACGCGAAGGAACAUCCACGGAGAGCUUAGAAGCCUCCGCGAGCACCUAUCCGACCGAGAGUUCCGGGGAGAGACAGAGAUUCGAAAGGUUCUUCAACACUGUUAAUCGAAGGUACGGCAAAGACUUUGACGCGGAGGGGAAGAACGUCUUUUUCGAGUGGGAUCCGAAGAACUAUAAAAACGAGGCCCUGAAAGCGGAAGUGUACGAGCCGAGGAACGACAACUACAGAGCCAGCGCGCACAAAAGGAUGCUGCAUCCCGACGGUGUAGCCGUUUAUCCAAUUUCUCAGCUGUACACCCCGGAGAGCCAGAAGAUCGCCCCGGUGGCGCUGAAACCAGGCGCCAGGGCUCCGGUUCUUCAGUACGCUCAUCCGGAAUUGGGCGUCCAACCAGCCAAGAUACUCAAGAACGAGAAGAAACGGCCGGAGAAUUUCCCGGAGAACCAGUAUUCGUUCACGGAGCAAAGACAGAAGAAAAAGUACGUUCUGAACGACAAGAACAUCAUCGACAGCUAUACGACGAAGAACUACUACCCGAAUCAGCGCUUCUAUGGCUUGAAAACGCCCAACGACGCGCCGUUUUGGGUUAAAAUAUCAGAGAACCUGAGGAGUCAGUUCUCGAACGGCGUGGAGAAGGUCUCUCAGUUUACGCGACCGGUGAUCGAUCCUCUGGUGGAGGCUACGCAUAAGAUUUCUCAGAACCUUGGUCUCUCUAAGGGCAAGGAGGCUCAAGAAAAGAUCGGCACCGUCGCUUCCGGCGGAAGCAUCCUGAUUCCAGCGUUGGGUCUCGUCGCGUCGGGUGCUGCACUAGGUAUCGGCGCCGUCGCGGUUGGCAGAUACCUCGACGUAGAUGUUUUGAAACGAUCGAACGACGAAAUCGGAACCGAAGUGGAGUACCAAAGAGCACUGAACGACGACCAGUCGUUUUCGAAGGACAUCGACGAUUCGAAUCGAGAAGAAACGAUCGGUAGAACGGUGUUCCUCCUGGAGAAUGUGCCAAAGAACGACGAUCACGUCGAGUCUCUCAACAAUCGGAACGAUGUCCUGGUCAUUCUCCAAGAAGAUCGGAAAACGGAAAACGGAGAGACCGACUCGCAAAUCGAGGAAGGAGAUCGUACGACGAUCGAUGGACGAAGAAAACGGAGUCUCGACUAUCUGGACAUCUUCCAAGUGGAGAGAAACUCGAAGAGUUUGGUCAGGAACAAGCGUCUUCAGAGGAAGGGGGCAGAUUCCAUGAGCGAGAUCGUGGAGAUCGAUCUACCAGCUCGCGGAGAAAAUAUCGAUGUGACGGAGUUACUCAUUCCGAGGAAGAAGACACGGGAACUGAGCGACGGCAAGAAAGAUGACGCGGCGGCGAUUCUGGUGGUUGAAGACGGAGUUUCGCCUGUGAAGCUUUUCGACAAGAAUCUGGACGCCGAGGUGCUCGACAAAAAUGACCUGGAGAGCCUGGUUAGGAUCGAGGGGGAUGCGAAUUCCGCGGAGGGAAGAGACGAGAGACGAAGACGAAGACGAAGGAGCGUCGACGAGGAUCGAGAGCUGGAGGAGGCUCUUCAGAAUUUGGAGAACGCCGAAGUGGCCGAGGUGACUCACGUAGAUGGGGAUUGGAGCAACACUCCGUGCGCCAAAAGGUUAUUCUGCGACGCUAUGGUUCAAAGAGGUUCGGACGCGGUCGUACUUAUGGAGAAGAAAAUGGCUGCCCUUUUGGGCUUAGUCCAGCCUGGAGUAGCUGGCCAGGUGUCCAACCACUUCCAACAAGUCAUGGAUGCCAUUCGAAGACACGAUUGUUCCAAUUUUCUGUGCCCCCAGGCUAGGCCGGGGAACGUCUUCUUCUAAAUUUGCGUCCAUUUCUGCUUAGAAGAAACCUUCCCUCGCGGAAAGCGGAACCGAUAAAUCGUUGAUUUCACGACCGGUGAAAGCAGAGAUCGGCUCGAAUCGUCUGAAAUUCCAACGAUUUUCAUCACUGUUCGAUUCGAUAGCAACGUCGACAUUAGCAAUUUUGAAGUUGGAAUGAUUUUUAUUCCCUUCGGUCGGGAUAUUACAAUUCUAGUUUAAUUAAGCUAAAGGAAUAAGUAACCGAGGAUCCUACGAAGAAAGUUUCCGGACAAACUUGCAAGGCGAAAGAAGGAACGGACUAUAGUUUAGUGCAAGUUGCAACAGCGAUUAGACAAAAACGAUUCGAAGAGACUUUUCAAGAAAUCGCGAAUUGGUCUUGGACCGAAACUGUACAUAUCAGCCACCGUAUUUAAUACGCACCUAAACUCAUAAUUUAAGAGACUAGAGUUUAAAGUUCAGA